GCGCGGUGCAUUCUGGGUACACCUCAAGAUGGCGGCGCCCUUGCACAAAUGUUGAGAAACUGUCUCGGCUGGAAGUUCUGAUUAAAAUUAGCCAGAGGUCUACUGUGUUGAUCCAUCAUUAAAAACAACAUAAAAAGCACGGAAAAAGACCGUAGGAUUAAAGUAUCCCCCGCCUGCCGUGGCUCACGCAGAGUGUGUGUUUGAGGAUGAUGACGGGCCGCUGCGCCUGACCCAGAACCAAAAGGAGAGCCAUCUCAGAUCACCCUGCAAACACCUCUUGAUCCAGCGCCUGCAGAUCUCUACAGGCUGUGGACGCUGCAUUUAAGCUGCUGACGGGAGUUGAUCUGUGUGAUCGUCCGCCGGACGCAGCGGAUCUUUAGCUCGAGCUUUGCAGAACUCUGCCGAUAAGAGUUUCCUUAUAAAAAUGGAUGCUGAGCUGCUUCACUCUCCUGUGGUUGGUCUGACGGAGGAGGAAGAGGUGGACAUGACUGACUGGAAUGUUCCACUGGCCUUCAUGAAGAAACGCCACACAGAGAAGAUUGAGGGAUCCAAAGCUUUGGCUCAAAGCUGGAGAAUGAAAGACAGGAUGAAAACAGUGAGUGUGGCUCUAGUUUUAUGUCUCAAUGUUGGAGUGGACCCUCCUGAUGUAGUCAAGACAUCACCUUGUGCAAGACUAGAGUGUUGGAUAGACCCUCUGUCCAUGAGUCCACAGAAAGCCCUGGAGACGAUAGGGUCCAAUCUACAGAAACAGUAUGAGAACUGGCAGCCAAGGGCCCGCUAUAAGCAGAGUUUGGACCCUACAGUUGAUGAGGUGAAGAAGUUGUGUACUUCACUGCGGAGAAAUGCCAAAGAGGAACGUGUUCUCUUUCAUUAUAAUGGCCAUGGGGUUCCUCGACCCACUGUCAAUGGAGAGAUCUGGGUCUUCAACAAGAACUACACACAGUACAUCCCUCUCUCCAUCUAUGACUUACAGACGUGGAUGGGAAGUCCCUCCAUCUUCGUGUAUGACUGCUCUAAUGCAGGGAUCAUUGUCAAGUCAUUCAAACAGUUUGCAUUGCAAAGGGAGCAGGAGCUGGAGGUGGCAGCAAUAAACCCUAACCACCCACUGGCUCAGAUGCCCCUGCCUCCCUCCAUGAAGAACUGCAUUCAGCUUGCUGCCUGUGACGCCAAUGAACUCCUGCCCAUGAACCCUGACCUCCCCGCUGACCUUUUCACAUCCUGUCUCACUACACCAAUCAAAAUUGCCCUACGCUGGUUCUGUAUGCAGAAGAGUGCAAAGCUGGUGCCCGGAGUGACCUUGGACCUGAUUGAGAAGAUUCCCGGCAGGCUGAAUGACAGAAGGACACCAUUAGGGGAGCUGAACUGGAUUUUCACAGCUAUCACUGACACAAUUGCAUGGAAUGUCCUGCCGAGAGAUCUCUUUCAGAAAUUGUUUCGUCAAGAUCUUUUGGUGGCCAGUCUAUUUCGAAAUUUCUUAUUGGCUGAGAGAAUAAUGAGGUCAUAUAACUGUACACCAGUUAGCAGCCCCAGGUUGCCACCCACAUACAUGCACGCUAUGUGGCAAGCGUGGGACCUAGCGGUGGACAUUUGCCUCUCCCAGCUUCCCACCAUCAUCGAGGAGGGCACAGCUUUCAGGCAUAGUCCAUUCUUUGCUGAGCAACUGACAGCCUUUCAAGUGUGGCUGACAAUGGGUGUGGAGAACAGAAACCCACCAGAGCAGCUGCCCAUUGUCCUGCAGGUCCUCUUAAGUCAGGUGCACAGACUGAGGGCACUGGAUUUGUUGGGGCGAUUUCUGGACCUGGGCCCUUGGGCCGUCAGUUUGGCUCUUUCAGUGGGGAUUUUUCCAUAUGUGUUGAAACUGUUACAGAGUUCAGCAAGAGAGCUCAGGCCUCUUUUGGUCUUCAUAUGGGCGAAGAUCUUGGCUGUGGAUAGUUCAUGCCAAGCUGAUCUUGUAAAAGACAAUGGACACAAGUACUUCCUGUCGGUGCUGGCUGACCCGUUCAUGCCUGCUGAGCAUCGGACCAUGGCAGUCUUCAUCCUUGCUGUCAUUGUCAACAACUACAACACAGGACAGGAGGCUUGUCUGCAGGGUAACCUGAUUGCGAUCUGUCUGGAGCAGCUGAAUGACCCUCAUCCUCUUCUGAGGCAGUGGGUGGCAAUCUGUUUGGGCCGUAUCUGGCAGAACUUUGAUUCUGCACGCUGGUGUGGAGUUCGAGAUAGUGCUCAUGAGAAGCUCUACAGCCUUCUGUCUGAUCCGAUACCAGAGGUGCGGUGUGCAGCUGUGUUUGCUUUGGGUACAUUUGUUGGGAAUUCUGCAGAGAGAACCGAUCAUUCUACCACCAUUGAUCAUAAUGUGGCCAUGAUGCUAGCACAACUCAUUAAUGAUGGAAGUCCCAUCGUGAGGAAGGAGCUGGUUGUUGCUCUUAGUCACCUGGUGGUGCAAUAUGAGAGUAAUUUCUGUACUGUGGCUCUGCAGUUCAUGGAGGAAGAGAAAAACUAUGUUGUACCCUCACCCGCAAAUUCCACAGAGACAGGAAAUGUUACUCCAGGUAGAGACAGUCCUGCCAUCCCUCGUUUACGUUCAGUGAACUCCUAUACAAAUCUAAGAGCUGCCACCACUGCUCGAACCCUCAAUAAGAGUCUUCAGAAUCUCAAUCUCAACGAGGAGGGUGGUCCGGCAGCAUUCUCUCCAGGGAACCUGAGCACCAGCAGCAGUGCCAGCAGUACUCUGGGCAGUCCUGAUAAUGAUGAAUACCUCCUCUCCUUUGAAACCAUCGACAAGAUGAGGAGAGUCAGCUCAUACUCUUCCUUGAAUUCUCUCAUUGGAGUGUCUUUUAACAGUGUAUAUACUCAGAUUUGGAGGGUGUUACUGCAUCUUGCAGCUGAUCCAUUUCCCGAUGUCUCUGACUUGGCCAUGAAGGUUCUCAACAGCAUCGCAUACAAGGCCACCAUGAAUGCUCGUACACAGAGGAUUCUGGACUCAGGAUCUCUGACCCAGUCAGCACCUGCCAGCCCCACCAGCAAAGGAACACUCAUACAUCAAGCAGGUGCUUCCCACAGAUCCAAACCCUCUUCAUCUCCCUCCAGCGGAUCUCCACCUAUGCCUGGUGCCUCCAGCUCUAGCCUCACCAAUGAAGUCCCCAAACCACCCGUUCGAGAGGGGCUGCCUACUCGGCCACCAUACACACCAACUCUGGGUGGCCAGGCGCCCCACUCGCAGCAGUUCCCACGCACCAGGAAGAUGUUUGACAAGGGCCCUGAUCAGACUGCUGAAGAUGGAGAUGAGGCAGCCGCUCACAGGAGCUUCAUCAGUGUGAAUCUGCAGACCGGACUUUGCGACUGGAGUGCCAAAUACUUUGCUCAGCCCGUCAUGAAGAUUCCAGAAGAGCAUGACUUGGAGAGUCAAGUUCGUAAGGAGAGAGAGUGGAGAUUCUUACGCAAUUCACAAGUACGCAGACAAAGCCAACGCAUCACUCAAAGAGGAGUGACAAGGUUAGAUGAUCAGAUCUUCAUCAACAGAAAUCCAGGAGUUCCAUCAGUGGUGAAGUUUCAUCCAUUUAACCCCUGCAUCGCUGUAGCUGAUAAAGACUCAAUCUGUUUUUGGGACUGGGAGAAAGGAGAGAGGUUGGAUUAUUUCUACAAUGGGAACCCACGAUACACGCGCAUUACAGCUAUGGAGUACCUUAAUGGACAUGACUGCUCUCUCCUCCUCACUGCCACUGAUGAUGGAGCUUUGCGAAUUUGGAAGAAUUUUGCUGACCAGAGGAAUCCAGAGAUGGUCACAGCGUGGCAGGGGCUGUCCGACAUGCUGCCCACCACACGAGGUCUGGCCCGACGGGUCUCAAUCUAUCUUGACAGAAGUAAGCAGGGAGGUGCAGGUAUGGUGGUGGACUGGGAGCAGGAGACUGGCCUCUUGAUGACGUCAGGUGACGUUAGAGUCAUACGGAUCUGGGACACAGAAAGAGAAAUGAAAGUGCAGGACAUACCUACAGGAGCAGACAGCUGUGUGACCAGCCUAUCAUGUGAUCCUCAGCGGUCACUUGUGGCUGCAGGUCUUGGAGACGGAUCGGUUCGGGUGUACGACCGCAGAAUGGGACCUAACGAAUGUCGUGUGAUGACGUAUAGAGAACACGGUGCUUGGGUGGUGAAGGCACAUCUGCAGAAGGGGCCUGAAGGACACAUUAUCAGUGUCAGUGUGAAUGGAGAUGUGCGUUUCUUUGACCCACGGACACCAGAAUCAGUUAACAUCUUGCAGACAGUAAAAGGACUCACGGCUCUGGAUAUCCAUCCUCAAGCAAACCUGUUCGCUUGUGGCUCUAUGAAUCAGUUUAUCGCUGUGUAUAACUCCAGUGGGGAUGUCAUCAGCAACAUUAAGUACUAUGAUGGUUUCAUGGGUCAGAGAAUUGGAGCCAUCAGCUGCCUGGCAUUCCACCCUUACUGGCCUCAUCUUGCUGUGGGCAGUAAUGACUACUACAUGUCCAUCUACUCAGCAGAGAAGAGACUCAGAUAACAUCAUGACCUCUCACCUUUGACCCCUGCUGCCCCCCUUGGAUGUAAAUGACUUCCUGUAAAUAUGCAACAACCACAAUGAAUGUCUAAAGAAGGCUGCUGAACCCACACAUGAUGACUAUAUUAGAACCAUUAUUAUUAUUAUUCUCAACAUAAGUAUCAUUAUGGAUUUACUGAUUGUAGUAGACAUGGCUGUGCCGGAGGAGUAUGUACUAUUUCAAUUGCAUAUAAAGAUCUAAAAACAAGUCUUUAUGGUUUGGCCAAUGUUGGCCAUAGUUUUUGACUGUCUUGGAACUGAUAACCUCCUGAAGAAUCAGAGAGAUCGACCUGAAGACAAGACAAAUGAAAUGAUGAACUUCCCUACGCUUGGUGUUCAAUGCUGACUGUGAAGGCCCAUUGCUCAGUGGGUUUUCUCUGAAACCCUGUGCCUCAUCAUAUAUAUGCUGAAGUACAGUUGGAUGUGCUUUUCUGAAAAACUCUGUCAAUCUUGCUGUAGAGCCGUAGUUUUUUAAGUGUGCAGGCAUGCAUUUCUUGUGUGACAAAAUAGCCAACAGAUGGGGUGUACUUACUCGCCAAACACAACCUCCCUUACAUAUCCAUUCUUAACAUGUUCACACACAUGCACUAUGCCAAACCUUCUCUGCAUCAAACACAACACUUUAUUGAACUGCACAUACAAAAAUGUAGUUUUACACAUCAACACCACAUACUGACUCUGACCUCAAAGCACUGGACAUUGAUAAAAGGGCCUGCCGCUCAUUUGCAUCCACACCAAGAACUGUGGAGCCUGGGAGAAACGCAAGGUUCUUAAAGUUAAGCUCAUAUAAUCAGGAUAAAGAUUUUCAUGGAUUUCAAGACAGAAAUGUAAAGAUAAGUGAGAGUGAGUUUGCCAUUAAUUUUUGCCUGGGCUGUAGAAUAACCUUGAGUUUUUUAAAUUUGUUUUUGUUUUUUUGUUUUUCCAUUUCUUUUUUUGCCUUCAAGAGUCAUACAGUAUGUAAUGUGUUUUUUUUCUCUCUUACUGCACACAUAACUCACUAUAUGAAAAUUGUGCCAGAGCCUCUGUUUUAGAAAGUUAGUUAGUUAGUUCAAAGAAAUGUUUCUUCUUCAUGCUGCCAAUAGAACAUUACCUACUUUUGCAGCAACAAAAACUUUUGUUCUCUUGAGCCAGUGGUCAUCAUUAUCUUUCCCCCUUCCUGCUUAGAGAUUCAUCUAAAAUGUGCUACACAAAUUAAUUUUGUCUUAAACUGAUAGGUGGUCUCUAUUAAUGUUUUUCUUCAAAUGGAAAAAGUAUUGCAUUUGACAGAGCAGAAAAUUACUAUUUUAUAUUUUUAGCCUCUCAUGACGUUGGACAUGAUCUGUUUCCACUUUCACUUAUCCUGUCACUCCAAUAGUGUAUAGUCUCCUGGUUACCUACCAGUGACACAGCAUUAUGUGGAAUCAAAUACAACUAUCAUGUCUGUCAUUUUAGCACUUGUAUACGUUCUCACUAUGUCCUGUGCUGUUGUUAACUCUGAUAAAUUAAUUGUAUUUCUCGGUUUAAGUUUUUAGUGCUUGUGUUUCACAGAGGUUUCAUCUUUGCCCCACAACUGUGCACAGUUGUGAUCAGUUUACACAAGAAUGAAAAUGAAAGUGGUAACUAAAAGCGUAAAGGGAUAUUUCACACAAAUGUGAAAAUUUUAUCAUUUACACACCCGCGACUAAUUCCAAACAUGCAAGACCAUUCUUUCGUGGAACACAAACAAGAUAUUUAUCAAAUACUUUUUUUUCCAUUCAAUGAAAGUGGAUGGGGACCAGGCAAUUCAAAGACAGUAAUUGCCAAGUGAUACAGGUUUCGCAGAACAUGAGGGUAGGUAAAUGAUUCUGUUUUCAUUUUUUGGUGAUCUACCUCUGUACUGCAGCAAAAUCAGGUGGAGCUUUAUAAAUAUCUUAGUUAUUCAGCAUUAUUUGGAGUAUAUGUGAAUAAAAUGUAUCAGUCGUUCUGAAGUGAGAUUUGUAAGGAAUUUUAAGUUGCUGAUAGAUUGAAUAGCCAAUAAAUUAAACUAGAAGGGUUGAGGAUCAGGGUGGAAAUGUAUUUUUGUACAAGCUCUGAUCAGAGUGGUUGUUUGAUUGAUUUUUUUCCUUUCACGUCCUAGUAAAAAAAAUCUGCAAGCAAAUGGGGACUUUUAUUGUGAAGUGACUGAUGGAAACAGGCCUGGAUCAAAUCUUGAGAGAUAUUUACCCAGCUCAUAGACAGUUACCUCUAGAGCAAUCAUGUCACAAAUUACACAAUUAAGGGGAAUUUAAUUCAUAGCAAAAAAAAAUCUAAUAGUUCAGUGGAAGAAAAAAUGUAUUAGAAUAAGUUUUGAAGCUCGCAUCCUGGAUUAGUUGAAUUGACCCUAGUCCUGAGUCUGCUGUUCUGUCUGAGAUGGUGAAGAUCAAACAACAUUGUGUGUAGUUUUACGUCAGUGUUAGUACCCUGAUUUUCUGAUAUAUCUCUGAUAAUGUCACGGAAAUGACGACUAGCAGAUAUGCUUAAUUCUUACCUUCCAGAAAUCUAAUUCUUGAAAUGUGCUUGCAGUUAUGUUGUUACUUUUGUAAACUGGUUUAUGUAAUAUGUGUAUUUUAUUUUUAACUAUAAGUUUUAUUUUUUUUCCUCUUUUAAUCUCUUAAUUUCCUCUCCUUCUUUUAUCUUUGUGUUUUUGACUUGCAUUUUUUUGGUAUGGCUGCCAUUCUCUUGCUGUUGUUGCAUUAAUUACUGAAUGAAAGAGAAAGCACAUUUGUCCUUUACCCACAGUCUCUUGUUGGAUUCUCUGCCCCCUUUGGACAUUUGUUUUCAUUAAAAAAAGGAAUAUUUCAGUUCAAAUCAGUGGAUUUUUAAUAAUCCCAAUCCCUGCUCUGCUAAUCCUGCUUUGGGUUUUAACAUUAAAAUAAAAAGAUAAAUUAGUAAAAUGAAUUGAAACAAUCAGGUGUUUUUCUGUGACUGUAGACUGCUUUUUCACCAUGGUUUAAAGGCAAGAAGCAAGCAUUCAAAUAAACAAGAUAUGUAAAUGAACA
Molecule: messenger RNA, 7542 nt
Organism: Carassius auratus (goldfish)
Lineage: Eukaryota; Metazoa; Chordata; Actinopteri; Cypriniformes; Cyprinidae
Gene: rptor
Product: regulatory associated protein of MTOR, complex 1
Exons: 36
Coding region: 425-4510 (1361 amino acids)
Biological process (GO): regulation of autophagy; TORC1 signaling; cellular response to starvation
Cellular component (GO): TORC1 complex; cytoplasm
Molecular function (GO): protein binding; protein-macromolecule adaptor activity
Source: RefSeq, a predicted model, not a curated record